AUGGAUGACCAAUUUGGGGGCCGGACGGACGACGAUCUGUUCUACGACGACUUCGAGCCGGUCGAGUCUGAAGCCGUCCUGAUCACAGAAGAGCCUUAUAUCCCGCCUUACACGCAGCCUGAGCCAGCUGCCACACCAGUUCCGGACCCAGCGCCAGCUCAGGCUCCAACGUCCGCUGCACCAUCUCGGCAGAGUCAAACUCCUCCGUCCUCAAAGCCGUCGCCAGCUCCCGCGCCUGCUGCUGCCAAAAGCAAGAAGCCCUCCAAGGGCCUUUCAUCUUCGCGCUUCGCUGAUAACCCUUCUCCCAAGCCUUCUCCCGCACCAGCAAAGGCUCCUACACGAGCGCCGAAGCAAGCACCGAAGCAAGCACCGAAGCAAGCGCCGAAGCAAGCUCCUGCGAAACGUCCCGCGCCAGCUCCCGAACAGGCUCCUCCACAGGCUGAAGCCAAGGCUCCCGUAGCUGAAACCCCGGACGAGACUUCUACUCAGGCUCAGGCACAGUCUCCUCCUCCUCCCUCUAAUGCAAGCGCUACUCCCAAGGAGAGACCGCAGCGAAUAUCUCCGCCGCAAAACACCGCCGUCAGCGCCGACGCACGCGCCAAGUCUGGCUCUAACCCGCGACAGAAGCUUACAGAAAAUGAAUUGGCUGCUAAGAUGGAGAAAAUGAAAUUGCUGUCAGCAGAGAAGGCGCGCAAGUUUGAGAUGGCAGAACAAGACGAGAAGCAGCACGCCGAGGCAUACGCGCGAGGAAUGGAGGAGGCGCGCAAAAGAAGAGCAGAGGAGGCAGAGAGAAGGAAACGUGGCGAGGAGGAUAGACGUAAGUUAGAGGAUGAGCGGGCCAAGAAUCGCGAGAGGAAGCUCAAGGCUAUGAACAUCAAAGAUGGCAGCUGGGACGAAGGCAAAGAGGCCCUGGCGGAGGAAGAGGCAAGAAGGGGCUUUCGCGGCGCAAACGGCGGUGUCAGGGGAACCAAGAGCCGAGGUCUGGGUGGAAGCCGAUUCGCUCGAGAUGAGGAAUCUCCGGAUGUCGACCGCUUCCUCGAUGACCGCUACCGUGGCCGAGGGCGGGGAGAUCGUGGGAGAGGUGGCAACGGCAGAGGUCGGGGUCGAGGCCGAGGCGGUUAUGAUGGACCAGUCAACGAUGCUCGUGCAGCGAAACAAGAAAUCCCUGCCGUCGACGACUUCCCCGCCCUUCCUGCUGGAAAGAAUAACAACAAUAACAACACGAAGGCGGAUACAGAACAGAGCAGCAAUGCACAGUCAAAACCCACCAUGGCGCAGGCGGCUAAGGCCCCUCCUCCGCCUUUACCCUCUGUUGCGCCUGGCGGAAGGUGGGAUGAUGAGAUGGAAGCUCUUGAUGCUUUGAAUCAGUCUCAAUCAUAG
Molecule: messenger RNA, 1380 nt
Organism: Trichoderma asperellum CBS 433.97
Lineage: Eukaryota; Fungi; Ascomycota; Sordariomycetes; Hypocreales; Hypocreaceae
Source: RefSeq, a predicted model, not a curated record